Pelodiscus sinensis (Chinese soft-shelled turtle) is the source of this 4321-nucleotide messenger RNA. Lineage: Eukaryota; Metazoa; Chordata; Testudines; Trionychidae. The record is from RefSeq and is a predicted model, not a curated record.
UGCUUUCUGGUCAUUGCUCCUUUGCCCCGGGAUUGCGCCUGGCUCGCUCCCUGCCCCUGCCGGCUUGACCUUGCUCCUCUCCUGCCCGGCGGGGAGCAGCCCCGGCCGGCGAGCGCCUGAGCGCUGCGCAGGCUCAGCUCUGGCUCGGGCAUGCUCACUGCCACCCGGGGAGCGACAGCGGGGAAAGUUGCGAGGGGGAGCCGGCAGGGUUUAAAUGCGAGGGAGCGGGGCUGGGACUGGGCGGGUUGAAGCGCUGCCGCCGCCGCUCUCCCCCUGCCGAAGUACCUCCAGGGAGCCGGGCAGCUCUCCCGGCGCCCAGUCUGCCGCCCUAAGGCACCCUGAGAGGGAGCAGCGCGGGGCCGUCCAGCCCCCCAGCCCUGCGCUCCCCGCGCGUCUGCUGCGUGUGCCCAGCCGGGCUGAGCCGACAAGCCCAGGAAGCGCUCCAGCGAGCCCGCCCAGCCUGUGCCCACAGCCCGUCUCCGCCCCAAGAUUUUACAGCGUGCGGCCACCCAGCCUGCAGCUCCGAUCGGGCAAAGCCUUGCAAGUCUGCGCCUCUCUGCAGCCUGCCGGAGCUGCCCAGCCCUCUUCGCCUCCCCAGAGGGACCCGCUGCCACCAUUCGUCUCCCCGCGGCGGCGGCACCCCAGCCUCGGGAAUCGCAGUGUUUGGCGUGUGCGUGUGCACAGGGGGAUUGCUACGAAAGGCAUCAACCUGUAGGCUGAGAUUUGUCUUGCAGCAGCUACCUGUUUGGAAAGCGCUUUGCGGGUACGGCAGGAAAAGCGCCCCGCGACUUAUGCAACCUCUUCUCAGUCUGCGGGCGGGCAAGUAAACUAGGUCUCCGGCCCCGGCACAGCACAGCCUUUCCAGGGAGAGGGCUCCCGAUCCCGGGCUGGCUGGAUCCGGAUGAGGAGGGAAGCAGGCAGCGGGAGGAGAGAGCCCAAGUGUGGGCAAGCGGCUUUGCGAGGCAGCGCAGGCAAGGAGCUCCACCGCGGCCAGCUGAUACCUGCACUUCCCCGGGCUAUCAGGAUACACUGAGUUGCUCUGACGGAGAGAAGCUCUCCGAGCCUGGUGGGUGGCUCAGAUUGUGAUCAUCAGCCUAGAGAAGUUGCAGGAAAGAGAGAUUGCCCCACCCUUUACCCAUAUUCUCCCUUCCCCCACAUCCAGGCGGCAGACACGGGACAGGUAACCUAACGAGCCGAGCGAUGGUGCACUGGCUUUCCUGGAGCCUCAGAAAGAUAAACCCGGCUCCCGCAUUCUCAGCACUGCUGAGCUCGAGCAGCGACUGAACCAGCAGCAGCAGCAGCAAAAACAGCCCCCACCGGAGCAGUGUGGGAGCUAUUGCGCAAUUCUGCCCAGAUUUGCUUCCUUCCCUCCCUCCUCUCCAAUCCUCAAUGCUGCUCAACUCACGAGGAAACAGAAAGCUGAUUCAUGGAUCCCAGACCCAGCUUCCUCUGUGCUGCUGUCCAUAAGAAGAUCAUGGUGCUGCUGCUGCUUGAGACUUUGUUUUAAAUCCCCCUCGCCCCAUCUCCCCAAACCCUGAGCUCGUUCCCUCUCCCUCUCCCCCACCCCCCUCUCUCUCUCGGAAGUGUGGUUACUGCUUGGGGAGCAGCCGAGCCUGGCGCAAAAGGGGAAACGUUGAUGCAUCGCUGUGGAAAUUCAUUGUGUGACUUUCUGGGUAUUUACUGAGUUUCAAACCGAGAUGCAGCUCUUGAAAGCUUUAUGGGCAUUAGCAGGAGCAGCUAUCUGCUGUUUUCUUAUAUUUGUCAUCCACUCACAGUUCCUAAAAGAAGGUCAACUGGCUGCAGGUACAUGUGAGAUUGUUACUUUGGACAGAGAUAGCAGUCAGCCCCGAAGGACUAUAGCCCGACAAACAGCUCGCUGUGCAUGUAAAAAAGGACAGAUUGCCGGUACGACAAGAGCAAGGCCAGCCUGCGUUGAUGCACGAAUUAUCAAAACAAAACAGUGGUGUGAAAUGCUUCCAUGUUUAGAAGGAGAAGGCUGUGAUUUGCUAAUCAAUAAAUCAGGCUGGACCUGUACACAACCAGGUGGGCGAAUAAAGACAACCACGGUCUCCUGACAAAUGCAGCAUCAAAGAAUCCUCGUAUGAGUGGUCUAGGUUCUGUGUGAGCUACUUACUUUAGUCAAGUUUCACUGCUGUGGAUCAUCAUCCAUUAUAUGUCAUCAACUCAACUGUCUGUUUCUCUAUAUCUCAUAAAAGACAGCAUAAUUCCUCCACAUUAUGAGCUAAAAGUCUGUUCUACCAUAAUAAGGAGCACCGGACUAAGGAAUAUAGAUAUAAGAGAUACGCUUGGGCAUUAGCAAUACAAAAAGUUCAUGGUUAACGUUUCAUCUGCGUUAUACACACUGCUGGACUUGAUGUAACCCACAUGUUUUAUUCUGAAGAGUCUACUACACUGAAGAGUAUUCAUCCCAAUCAGCCUUAGAGAAGACUGUUUUGUCUAUGGGAGGACACUGAGGUGCAAAAGAGAAUCUCUUCUUGUGCCCUGGACUGUAUGAAUUGCUUUUAUUUUCUUAUACUUUCAGUAUAUACAAUAGACCAAAGAGCAAAAUCUAUUUUAAAGUGGACACAAUCUUACUGUUAACAGAGCUAUCUGGGUUAAAUUGUAGGGUGAUCUUCACAAAGAGAAGAAUUCAGCUCUCACAAAGCUGAGAUGUUCCUGUCCAGCAGAAGUCUUCAUGGAACACUGCAGUAAAAACUAAACCAGAAAAUUACUCUUGAAAAAAACACAUUAUAAACAAUGAAAAGGAGCAUGGAGAGAAAACAACAUAUGUUUGAAAAACUAUGAUGAAACAACUGCAAACUGUCUACAUGGCAUCUUUAUUCCUCUGUACUUAGAUUGACUUUCUCGUACUAAAAUCAUUUUCAGUUUUAACCAGUUAAACAUGCCUCUUCUACAGUUCCAUUUUUGAUAGUUAAAAUUGGAUAAUACAGUAUUUGCAAAGAGCAUGUUUGGUCAUCUGUGGCCUAUGUCUCAUCUGAUACACCAUUUAGCACCAGAAAGCAAAUUAAAGAAAAAAAGUAACACUUGUUUGAAAGAGAUCAUUAAAUGUAUUUUGAAAAGCCUAAAGUUAUAUAUUUAACAGUUUUUAUAUGUUGUAUAUUUGUAGAAAAUCCUAUUUAACAAUUAACGUGGUGACUCUGACAGUCAUGACAAAUGGUUCAGAGUUAAGUUGUGUUUUAUUACUUCAGUUGUCUCUGAAGUGGCAGGUGUCGUUUGCUUUCUUCCAUUGGGACAUUCUGGAUGUAAAGCAUGACCAGAAAGGACUCUGUAGAAAAAGCAAAGAAUAAUGUUGUUUAUAUUACAUAAAUGCAUUCAACCAUUGCACUGUUGGAAGGCAUUUUUUGUCUUUAUGUACUGGUAAAAAUAGAGUGUAAAAUAUUUUAAUCAUGGCUUUCCAUACCGAGUUAUUUUUCUCUCUCUUUCUCCUUCUCCCCACCCACCUCAACAUAAUACAGUAUAAAGGUCAAAUUGCAGCCUGUUCCUUGACCCAGAUUCAAUGUUUUACCUCAUUGUUAGGAAGCCCACUUUUUUGGCAUUAUCAGGUAGUGAAAAGUUGAUGCAAAGACAGCAUAGAAAAAAGGGUAAAUGAAUAUAAAAAGAUAAUCCCUCACUCCUUAUUACUGUACCUUUCUAUGUAUGUCUGGUACAUAUUCAGAUGAUGAAAUCCACAAAUGAGAUUAACUUCUUCCUGGCAAAUGUAUUCCAGUUUUAACUAUUUCGCCAAGUUUCCACUGUAGUAUACUACCUAAUACUCCAAUUAACUUUUAAUACUAUGCUAGUUCUAUGCUACUAAAGAAAAUAUAUAGAGAGAUUGUUCAAGCAACCAUAGUUGAAAAGUACAAAUACAAAAAGGUGUUUUUUGGUUUGGGUUUUUUUUGUUUUGUUUUUUUGGUAAGGCCUGUUCCACUAUUCAGGCUUACUUAAUACACAGGUUGCAAAAACCAUGAAUUUUAGGUGACUGUGUCUUUUGAGUAAAGUAAAUAUAUACGAAUUUCUUAUUUAAUCUUAAAGUUUUUGACCAGUGUCAAAGUAGCAAUUCAAGGCCAGCCACUUGAAAACCAUUAUAGACUGACUGCACUAUAAAUGACCAAUGUCUGCUUUAAAAUCUCAUGCAAUAAAUGAUGGUAAUUACAUUUACUGUACUACUAGAACUCAAGAGCCAGAUCCCUCACUCCACCAACUUUCUGUUUUGUUUCAGUUGAUUUUUAAAGGGGAGUAUAGUAGCCUUAUUUAGUAAACACAGAAAAAAACUAAAGAUGUUACAUUUUUGUUGCUUUACAGUAUUCAGUUUUGUGUUGGU